CCUGAACCUCAAACAAAAAAUUUAUAGUCACCGCCAUUAACUUCUGCUUCAGCUCCAGCUUCAGUAAGUAAACCCUAAGAAGUUUUUUUUUUCAAUUUAAAUUGAAGAAGAAACAACAUGUCAUCUUUAAGGAAUGCAAUUCCAAGAAAAGCUCACAAGGAGCGAUCGCAACCGCAAUCACGAAAGAAAUAUGGACUUCUCGAGAAACACAAGGACUAUAUUGUCCGUGCUAAAGCUUACCAUACGAAACAGCAAAGCUUACAGAGGCUCAAAGAGAAAGCUGCUUUCAAGAAUCCCGAUGAAUUCUACUUUAAGAUGAUUAAAACUAAAACUGUCAACGGAGUUCAUCUGCCAGAGAGUCAGGCCAACAAAUACACCGCAGAAGAACUUUUAUUAAUGAAGACUCAAGAUAUUGGAUAUAUUCUUCAGAAACUGCAAAGUGAAAAGAAUAAAAUUGAGAAAUUAACUGCGACAUUGCAUUCUCUUGAUAGUCAGCUGCCAAACAAGCAUAUAUACUAUGCUGAAGACAGGGAGGAAGCUAAAGAGUUAAGGUCACGACCAUCAGAAAAUAAAAUUAACUCUCCUUUUGAAGAUGUUCCUGAUCAUAUCAAGAGGAAAACAGCCGGUGCCUACAGAGAGCUGGAAGCUCGGAAGAAUAGAGCAAACCAGUUGGAGAAACUAUAUGCAGAUAUGUCUUUGAAGAAGGAAUUACAGAAAAAUGGUAGGAAGCGUAAAUUACGUGAAGAUGAAAUUGUCUGUCCAACUUCAAACCCGGUAUAUAAAUGGCGAUCUGAAAGAAAGCGGUGAAAGGAGUCAUCAAUACUUGUUAAUGAAGUCAGAAAAAUCUCAUGUUGAAUACACCAAAGCUGCAUGGGAGCUGAUGAGGCACUUAACCAGGUAAGAUGAGAUGACAGAUGCAUUAAAAUGCAACUUUUGUAGCUUUAAUUUAUUGACGAUUGAACGAUUUGAUGUUAAGAUUUUGUUACUUUUCUUUACAUAAACGAUUUCUAGUAUCUUUAUUCA
Molecule: messenger RNA, 1023 nt
Organism: Mercurialis annua (annual mercury)
Lineage: Eukaryota; Viridiplantae; Streptophyta; Magnoliopsida; Malpighiales; Euphorbiaceae
Product: probable U3 small nucleolar RNA-associated protein 11
Exons: 10
Coding region: 118-807 (229 amino acids)
Biological process (GO): rRNA processing
Cellular component (GO): small-subunit processome; nucleolus
Source: RefSeq, a predicted model, not a curated record